AUGUUCAUCACACUUGAUUUCACUGGGGGACCAGUUCAGUUCAUCCACAAGUUUGGCAGUAAUAGUCACCCACCGAAUGGACUGCUGCAAAGACGGGAAAGGAAAGCAAAAAGCAGAGGCUCCAGCGGGGUGUGCCACGCGACCGCGUCCAGGGCAGGAGACCGCGUCCAGGGCAGGAGACCGCGUCCAGCGCAGGAGACCGUGUGCAGCACAGGAGACCGCGGCCAGCGCAGGAGACCGCGGCCAGCGCAGGAGACCAUGUGCAGCACAGGAGACCGCGUCCAGCGCAGGAGACCGCGUCCAGCGCAGGAGACCACGUCCAGCGCAGGAGACUGCGUCCAGCGCAGGAGACCGUGUGCAGCACAGGAGACCGCGUCCAGCGCAGGAGACCGCGGCCAGCGCAGGAGACCGCGGCCAGCGCAGAAGACCACAUCCAGCGCAGGAGACCGUGUCCAGCGCAGCACAGGAGACCGCGGCCAGCGCAGGAGACCGCGUCCAGCGCAGAAGACCAUGUCCAGCGCAGGAGACCACGUCCAGCGCAGGAGACGGCAUCCAGCGCAGGAGACCACGUCCAGCACAGGAGACCGCGUCCAGCGAGGAGACGGCACCCAGCGCAGGAGACCGCGUCCAGCGCAGGAGACGGCAUCCAGCGCAGGAGACCGCGUCCAGCGCAGGAGACGGCAUCCAGCGCAGGAGACCGCGUCCAGCGCAGGAGACGGCGUCCAGCGCAGGAGACGGCGUCCAGCGCAGGAGACCGCGUCCAGCGCAGGAGACCGCGUCCAGCGCAGGAGACCGCGUCCAGCGCAGGAGACGGCAUCCAGCGCAGGAGACCGCAUCCAGCGCAGGAGACAGCAUCCAGUGCAGGAGACCGUGUGCAGCACAGGAGACUGCGGCCAGCGCAGGAGACCGCGGCCAGAGACGGCGUCCAGCGCAGGAGACCGCAUCCAGCACAGGAGACCACGUCCAGCGCAGCACAGGAGACUGCAUCCAGCGCAGGAGACCGCGUCCAGCGCAGGAGACCAUGUCCAGCGCAGCAUAGGAGACCGUGUCCAGCACAGGAGACCACGUCCAGCGCAGGAGACCACGUCCAGCACAGGAGACCACGUCCAGCGCAGGAGACCGUGUCCAGCACAGGAGACCACGUCCAGCGCAGGAGACGGCGUCCAGCGCAGGAGACCACGUCCAGCGCAGGAGACCGCGUCCAGCGCAGGAGACCACGUCCAGCGCAGGAGACCACGUCCAGCGCAGGAGACCGUGUCCAGCGCAGGAGACGGUGUCCAGCGCAGGAGACCGCGUCCAGCGCAGGAGACCGUGUCCAGCGCAGGAGACCGCGUCCAGCGCAGGAGACCGCGUGCAGCACAGGAGACCGCGUCCAGCGCAGGAGACCGCGUCCAGCGCAGGAGACCACGUCCAGCGCAGGAGACCGUGUCCAGCGCAGGAGACGGUGUCCAGCGCAGGAGACCGCGUCCAGCGCAGGAGACCGUGUCCAGUGCAGGAGACGGUGUCCAGCGCAGGAGACCGCGUGCAGCACAGGAGACCGCGUCCAGCGCAGGAGACCACGUCCAGCGCAGGAGACCGCGUCCAGCGCAGGAGACAGCGUCUAGUGCAGGAGACCGCAUCCAGCGCAGCGCAGGAGACCGCAUCCAGUGCAGCGCAGGAGACCACGUCCAGCGCAGGAGACUGUGUCUAGCGCAGGAGACCGCGUCCAGCGCAGGAGACCGUGUCCAGUGCAGGAGACGGUGUCCAGCGCAGGAGACCACGUCCAGCGCAGGAGACCGCGUCCAGUGCAGGAGACCGCGUCCAGCACAGGAGACCGCAUCCAGCGCAGCACAGGAGACCGCGUCCAGCGCAGGAGACCACGUCCAGCACAGGAGACCGCAUCCAGCGCAGGAGACCGCAUCCAGCGCAGGACACCGCGUCCAGCACAGGAUACCGCAUCCAGCGCAGCGCAGGAGACCACGUCCAGUGCAGCGCAGGAGACCACGUCCAGCGCAGGAGACCGUGUCCAGCGCAGGAGACCAUGUCCAGCGCAGGAGACUGUGUCUAGCGCAGGAGACCGCGUCCAGCGCAGCGCAGGAGACCGCGUCCAGUGCAGGAGACCGUGUCCAGUGCAGGACACCGUGUCCAGUGCAGGAGACCACGUCCAGCGCAGGACAGCGCAGGAGACCACAUCCAGUGCAAGAGACCGCGUCCAGCGCAGGAGACCACGUCCAGCGCAGGAGACCGCGUCCAGCGCAGGAGACCGCGUCCAGCGCAGGAGACCACGUCCAGCGCAGGAGACCGUGUCCAGCACAGGAGACCGUGUCCAGCGCAGGAGAUGGUGUCCAGCGCAGGAGACCGUGUCCAGCACAGGAGACCGCGUCCAGUGCAGCGCAGGAGACCACGUCUAGCGGAGGAGAUGGUGUCCAGCGCAGGAGACCGUGUCCAGCACAGGAGACCGCGUCCAGUGCAGCGCAGGAGACCACGUCCAGCGCAGGAGACCGCGUCCAGCGCAGCACAGGAGACCACGUCCAGCGCAGAAGACCGUGUCCAGCGCAGGAGACCGCAUCCAGCGCAGCACAGGAGACCGUGUCCAGCGCAGCGCAGGAGACCGUGUCCAGCACAGGAGACCACGUCCAGCGCAGGAGACCACGUCCAGCACAGGAGACGGCGUCCAGUGCAGGAGACCGCGUCCAGCACAGGAGACCGCGUCCAGCGCAGGAGACCACGUCCAGCACAGGAGACCGCGUCCAGUGCAGGAGACCGCGUCCAGCACAGGAGACCGUGUCCAGCGCAGGAGACCGUGUCCAGCACAGGAGACGGCAUCCAGCGCAGGAGACCGCGUCCAGCGCAGGAAACCGCGCAGCUGGUAGAAGCUGCACUGGGCGAGGAGGCCUUCUCCCUUCACAGGAAGGGUCUGAGGGUGUUAGUAGAAGGAAAUUCUUCGUCAGGGGAAGUAACAUAAUCCCUACUGUAUCACAGUGUGAGGGCUAUUCAGUGGAGGAGAGAAAUUGA
This is a messenger RNA of Dipodomys spectabilis (banner-tailed kangaroo rat), 2994 nucleotides long. Its product is annotated as nucleolar protein dao-5-like. The record is from RefSeq and is a predicted model, not a curated record. The transcript has 2 exons. Bases 1 to 2994 code for a protein of 997 amino acids. NCBI's taxonomy places the organism in Eukaryota, Metazoa, Chordata, Mammalia, Rodentia, Heteromyidae.